This is a messenger RNA of Schistosoma margrebowiei, 1074 nucleotides long. Lineage: Eukaryota; Metazoa; Platyhelminthes; Trematoda; Strigeidida; Schistosomatidae. The record is from the annotation of a GenBank genome assembly.
CGUGACUUUACCAUCGAGGCGCACUGUUCAAAACCUCGAGAAUGACACAGUUUUUACCACCUAAUUUGUUGGCGCUUUUCGCACCACGAGAUCCAAUCCCUUUCCUCCCACCAAUAGAAAAACAUGCAAAUCAUAGGAAAUUACCAUAUACCGGUGUAGCUCAAUUCUUGGGAGAGUUUGAAGAUGCGUCUGAAACUCCAGCCCCAGUGCGCAUAGAAACUCGUGAGGAACGUAAGGAAAGAAAACGUCGAGAGAAACAGGAGCAAGCCAAUUAUAAACUUGAACAAGAUCUCGCAUUAUGGAAUCCUAAGAAAAAUCCAAAGGCUACUUCCAAUCCUUACAACACAAUGUUUGUAGCCAGACUUAACUAUGACACCACAGAAUCCAAACUGAAGCGGGAACUUGAUGUCUUCGGGCGGAUUAACAACAUUGUAAUGGUAAAGAAUGUUAUAACGGGGAAGCCUCGUGGAUAUUGUUUUGUGGAGUUUGAACAUGAACGUGAUAUGCAUGCCGCCGUCAAAGCCCUAAAUGGCAGAAAAAUCGAUGGUGUCCGCGUUGUGACAGACGUUGAGCGGGGAAGGACUCGUCCUGAUUGGAGGCCUAGGCGUUUAGGCAAGGGCUUAGGUAAGAAUCGCCAAGGACCAAGUGACAAGUCUCAUCGCAGACAUGAAAAUGGACGUGAUCCCAGUCAUGAUCGCAGUUUCGGUCGACCUAUCUCAAGUGCACAUGUUCGUGAUCGCGACAAAGAGUACAGACGAAGGCGCAGUCGAUCUCGGAGUAAAUCAAAAGAACGUGAUCGACGCGGUCGUAGCCGGAGUCGAGACCGACAUCGAAAACGCCGGAGUCCAGAUGAGCGGGAUCGUGAUCAUAAGCGCCGUGACCGCCGUCGAGAUGAUAUGAUUCAACAGUAUGGAGAGUAUGGUGCUGAAAUUAGGGCGGAAUACAAUGGAGAUGCAUAAAACACCUUUUCGAGUCACCCUGUAUUGAUACAAAACUCACUUGUGUGCAAAAAAUUAUAUAUUUUAAGAAAGCUGUACAUUAAAAAUGAAUGUCAAUAAACUUGUUGAAAAUAUU